Messenger RNA from Spodoptera frugiperda (fall armyworm), 510 nucleotides. Its product is annotated as waprin-Phi1-like. Lineage: Eukaryota; Metazoa; Arthropoda; Insecta; Lepidoptera; Noctuidae. Gene Ontology annotation, molecular function: peptidase inhibitor activity. Gene Ontology annotation, biological process: innate immune response; antibacterial humoral response. Bases 102 to 485 code for a protein of 127 amino acids. The transcript has 3 exons. The record is from RefSeq and is a predicted model, not a curated record. Gene Ontology annotation, cellular component: extracellular region.
ACAUUAUUUAUAUUAUAAAUUCGGGAUAAUAUUAUUUUUAUGCAUUUCAUUACACUGAGUGCCAAUUACAGAUCGAUAGUGGUCCACGGAGUGCGUCCAUAAUGUAUUAUUUUUUGUUAUUAUUUGUUCUAUCCUUGGUGAAUAUCUCGUCAUGUGAUCCAGAUAUAACUGGUUCCUGUCCCCCAAGCCUGCCAGUGGACGUUUGUGACGAAACAUGUAGAAGUGACAUUCCGUGCACCAAACCUAAGCAGAUGUGCUGUGCCACUGCUUGCGGAGGAUCCAUAUGUGUCGAUGCUAUGACUCAUAGGAAUAAAGUAGAUGAAGUGAAGCCAGGUCUUUGCCCAGAGAAACCCCGUGGUCCUUGGAUCUGCACAAAUAUGUGCACCAGUGACUCUGACUGCCGGCGGGUCCUCAAAUGCUGUCCCAACCGAUGUGGAGCAAACACGUGUCAGAAACCUGAAGCACAACCAUCAGAUAGAAAGUAAAUCUGUUUAAGGGUAGUUCUUCAGA